Molecule: messenger RNA, 1488 nt
Organism: Sipha flava (yellow sugarcane aphid)
Lineage: Eukaryota; Metazoa; Arthropoda; Insecta; Hemiptera; Aphididae
Product: alpha-N-acetylgalactosaminidase-like
Exons: 10
Coding region: 147-1442 (431 amino acids)
Biological process (GO): glycosylceramide catabolic process; glycoside catabolic process; oligosaccharide metabolic process
Cellular component (GO): cytoplasm
Molecular function (GO): alpha-galactosidase activity
Source: RefSeq, a predicted model, not a curated record
AUUGCCGUCAGUACCGACCGGCUGUUGGUCGACCGCAGUGCUACGUUGGUCCCCGUCGAUUUACCCGAAGCAACUCGACCGCCGGACCCGCGUGCCUACAUCCGUGUUCUCAACGCCGGUCAACGACCACAUCUGCUGCAAUCGCUAUGUUCUCUAUCAGUUUGCUGUGGACGUGCCUGGCGAGUUUUGUGACGAUCGGAUGGGUCGACGGGCUCGACAACGGGCUCGCGCUAACACCGCCAAUGGGAUGGCUCGCAUGGCAACGUUAUAGAUGCAUUACGGACUGUGAGACGUAUCCCGACGAUUGCGUCAACGAACAAUUGUUUAUGAGAGCAGCAGAUUUGUUGGUGAGCGAAGGCUACGCUGAAUUGGGUUAUCAAUACCUCAUCGUCGACGACUGUUGGUUAGCCAAGAACAGAUCGGCAAACGGAAAACUACAAGCCGACAGUCAACGGUUCCCAAGCGGUAUCAAAGCGCUAUCAGACUAUGUACAUUCCAAAGGUCUUAAAUUCGGAUUAUAUGAGGACUGGGGCACCAAAACAUGCGCAGGAUAUCCAGGAGUAUUAGGUUACGAAGAGGUAGAUGCCAAAACUUUUGCCGAAUGGGACGUGGACUACGUUAAACUGGACGGAUGUUAUUCGAACGUCCGGCUCAUGGAUAAAGGUUAUCCAGAAUUCGGAAAGCAUUUGAACAACACAGGAAGACCAAUGGUAUACUCUUGUAGCUGGCCAGCUUAUCAAGAAGAAAAAGGAAUGUUAAUUGAUUAUGCAUCAAUGGCCAAACACUGCAAUCUUUGGCGUAACUAUGAUGAUAUUGAUGAUUCAUGGGAUAGUAUGAUAAAAAUAGCAGAUUAUUUUGCACAAAAACAAGAGUUUUGGGCAAAAUACGCUGGACCUGGACACUGGAAUGAUCCAGACAUGCUUUUGAUUGGUAAUUUUGGAUUGACGUAUGAUCAAAGUAAAACACAAAUGGCCAUUUGGGCUGUUUUGGCCGCACCGUUACUUAUGUCUAAUAAGUUAAAAGAGAUACGUCCAGAAUUUAAAGAAAUUUUACAAAAUAAAGAAGUUAUUAAGAUCAAUCAAGACGCUCUUGGAAUACAAGGCCAUAGAGUGUUUAAGGACAAAGGUAUCGAUAUUUGGACCAGACCAAUUGAACCCAUUAAUAAUGGGUACUACUCUUAUGCAAUAGCAUUCGUAAGUCGUCGUGUUGACGGUGCUCCUUAUCCUUAUAAUAUAACAUUAAAAGAUUUCGGUAUGAACAAUCCUAAUGGCUACAAAGUUUUUAAUCUUUAUGGAAAUGAAAAUACAACAUCGUGUAAUUUUAAUCCAGAAUCUUCACUAAAAGUUCGUGUAAAUCCCUCAGGUGUAGUUUUUUUGCGGAUGAAUGCAGAAAAUUCAGCUGAACCAUGUCAAGAUAAUAGCAAGACAAAUUUUUUUAAAUAAUACUCUAGAAUAUCUUAAGAAAAUAGAUAAAAAUCAUGUUUCAUAU